UUCUGUGCUUGUGGCGGCUCGCGCCCCGGGGUCCUGGUUUGCGCUGAACUGGGCGGGCAGCCAGGACCUGCCCCGGGUGUCGCGCUCCGCUGCGGCCGCGCUCCGGCUGCCCGGCGGGGUACGCCCGCCUCCGACUCCUCGCAGAGGCUUCUUAGGUCGGGCGAAGCCGAAGUUCUGCAGGAUCCCCUUCCGUCCUGGGACAGUCCAGUUGCACGCACUCUGGUUGGAGUGCGUGCACAUGGUCCCGGCAGGCGGUGCCCUCGGGAGGCUCCCCACGGGAAAAGGUGGACUACUAGGUUUAGAGACAAGCUUCCUCUUGGGAGCUGAAGUCACAACCCCAGCGAGGCCUCUCUCCUCCCACACUCCCUCUGUCCUUCAGCCUGCGGGAACCUGAGCCGCAGAGGGCCUAGACGAUCGUGGAGGAUGAAGAAAUAGCCUUGGGACCCUUGGAAAAUGAGGCCGACGCCCCUGCUGCACCUGGCGCUGCUUCUUGCCCUGCCCAGUACCCUGGCAGGGAAAGGAUGUCUGUCUCCCCCCUGCGAGUGCCACCAGGAGGAUGACUUCAGAGUCACCUGCAAAGAUAUCCACCGCAUCCCCAGCCUGCCGCCCAGCACGCAGACUCUGAAGUUUACAGAGACUCAUCUGAAAACCAUUCCCAGUCAUGCAUUUUCAAAUCUGCCCAAUAUUUCCAGGAUCUACUUGUCAAUAGAUGCAACUCUGCAGCGGCUGGAAUCACAUUCCUUCUACAAUUUGAGUAAAAUGACUCAUAUAGAGAUUCGGAAUACCAGAAGCUUAACUUCCAUAGACCCUGAUGCCCUAAAAGAGCUCCCCCUCUUGAAGUUCCUUGGCAUUUUCAACACUGGACUUGGAGUAUUCCCUGACCUGACCAAAGUUUAUUCCAUUGAUGUAUUCUUUAUACUUGAAAUCACAGACAACCCUUACAUGACUUCCAUCCCUGCCAAUGCUUUCCAGGGGCUCUGCAAUGAAACCCUGACACUGAAAUUAUACAACAAUGGAUUUACUUCAAUCCAAGGACAUGCUUUCAAUGGGACAAAGCUGGAUGCUGUUUACCUGAACAAGAAUAAAUACUUGACAGCUAUUGACAAGGAUGCAUUUGGAGGAGUGUACAGUGGACCAACCUUGCUAAAGAAUUUAAAGACCAAUGAUGAAGACCACAACCACUCAAAUUGGAGAUCGGCUACAAGGGACGUCUCUUACACCAGCGUCGCUGCCCUGCCAUCCAAAGGCCUGGAGAACCUGAAGGAACUGAUCGCAAGAAACACGUGGACUCUAAAGAAGCUUCCACUUUCCUUGAGUGUCCUUCACCUUACACGGGCUGACCUUUCGUAUCCAAGCCACUGCUGUGCUUUUAAGAAUCAGAAGAAAAUCAGAGGAAUCCUUGAGUCCUUAAUGUGUAAUGAGAGCAGUAUUCGGAGCUUGCGUCAGAGAAAAUCUGUGAAUGCUUUGAAUGGCCCCUUUGACCAGGAGUAUGAAGAGUAUUUGGGUGACAGCCAUGCCGGAUACAAGGACAACUCUAAGUUCCAGGAUACCCACAGCAACUCUCAUUAUUAUGUCUUCCUUGAAGAACAAGAAGAUGAGAUCCUCGGUUUUGGCCAGGAGCUAAAAAAUCCACAGGAAGAGACCCUACAGGCCUUUGAUAGCCAUUAUGACUACACUGUAUGUGGGGGCAAUGAAGACAUGGUGUGUACCCCCAAGUCAGAUGAGUUCAACCCCUGCGAAGACAUAAUGGGCUAUAAGUUCCUGAGAAUCGUGGUGUGGUUUGUGAGUCUCCUGGCUCUCCUGGGCAAUGUCUUUGUCCUGAUAGUCCUCCUCACCAGCCACUACAAACUCACUGUCCCACGCUUUCUCAUGUGCAACUUGGCCUUUGCAGAUUUCUGCAUGGGGAUGUAUCUGCUCCUCAUCGCCUCUGUAGACCUCUACACUCAUUCUGAGUACUACAACCACGCCAUCGACUGGCAGACAGGCCCUGGAUGUAACACAGCUGGCUUCUUCACUGUCUUUGCCAGUGAAUUGUCAGUGUAUACACUGACAGUCAUCACCCUGGAGCGCUGGUAUGCCAUUACCUUUGCCAUGCGCCUGGACCGGAAGAUCCGCCUCAGGCAUGCGUAUGCCAUCAUGGUUGGGGGCUGGGUUUGCUGCUUCCUGCUCGCCCUGCUCCCUUUGGUGGGAAUAAGCAGCUAUGCCAAAGUCAGCAUCUGUCUGCCCAUGGAUACUGAGACACCUCUUUCCCUGGCAUAUAUUAUCCUUGUUCUGAUGCUCAACAUAGUUGCAUUUAUCAUUGUCUGCUCCUGUUACGUGAAGAUCUACAUCACAGUCCGAAAUCCCCAGUACAACCCGGGGGACAAAGACACCAAAAUUGCCAAAAGGAUGGCUGUGUUGAUCUUCACUGACUUCAUGUGCAUGGCCCCAAUAUCAUUCUAUGCUUUGUCGGCACUGGUGAACAAGCCUCUCAUCACAGUUACCAACUCCAAAAUCUUGCUGGUUCUCUUCUAUCCACUUAACUCUUGUGCCAAUCCAUUUCUCUAUGCUAUUUUCACAAAGGCCUUCCAGAGGGAUGUAUUUAUCCUGCUCAGCAAGUUUGGUAUCUGUAAACGUCAGGCCCAGGCAUACCGGGGCCAGAGGGUUUCUCCAAAGAACAGUACCGGCAUUCAGGUCCAAAAGGUUACCCGGGACAUGAGGCAAAGUCUCCCUAACAUGCAGGAUGACUACGAACUGCUUGAAAACUCCCAUCUAAACCCAAAUAAGCAGGGUCAAAUCCCAAAAGAGUAUAACCAAACAGUUUUAUAAGCUAACCCUACCCUAGUUGCAGUGGUAGGGGGAUUUCUAAAAGGCUGGUUUCUUGAACAUGUAUUCCAAACCCAUUACAUACACCAGACAGCUGGCCUAACGCUUGUGCAGGUGAUGUUUCAUGGGGAGAAAGUUCAUCUCUGGAGAGAGGAUAGCAUUACCAACUAAUCAUUACCUCCCAGAAGGAAAAGAUACUACCAGCACGUCUGAAUCCCAGUUGAUAUCAAAAUAACUGAUACUUUCUAGAAGGCUUGCUUGAUGCUAACUGCAGUGACAACAUUGUAUAAGAUGCUCAAUAGAUAUCAGCUGAAGCAGAUCAACACUGAGCUUCUCACCUGUAGACAGUAUUUCAUACUAAAGAUUCAGUAAAUGGCAAAUGCUAUUAACUUAGUUGGUGAACACAAGAUAAAAUUGGCCCCAUGUUGGCUUGGUCUACCUUCAUGUUCCUGGAUACAACCAAAGACAAUGUGAAUUCCUCGAAACUGAGAAGUCCAACAGGAUACACACAUGGAGUAGCUGAUAUGAGGUGAAGGAGGGGAAAGGCUUAGCUUUGCGUUGUUUUUUCAAACUCUGAAACUAUUAAUCAUCUCUUCACAAGGAUCUACCUGAUGUGACCCAACUAUUAUGUGUUUCCCGAAAAAAAAAAAAAAAA
Molecule: messenger RNA, 3460 nt
Organism: Mustela lutreola (European mink)
Lineage: Eukaryota; Metazoa; Chordata; Mammalia; Carnivora; Mustelidae
Gene: TSHR
Product: thyroid stimulating hormone receptor
Exons: 12
Coding region: 454-2808 (784 amino acids)
Biological process (GO): G protein-coupled receptor signaling pathway
Cellular component (GO): membrane
Molecular function (GO): thyroid-stimulating hormone receptor activity
Source: RefSeq, a predicted model, not a curated record